This is a messenger RNA of Coprinopsis cinerea okayama7#130, 561 nucleotides long. RefSeq lists its product as hypothetical. The transcript has 2 exons. Lineage: Eukaryota; Fungi; Basidiomycota; Agaricomycetes; Agaricales; Psathyrellaceae. The record is from RefSeq and is a predicted model, not a curated record. The coding region runs from base 1 to 561 and encodes 186 amino acids.
AUGGACAAGCAAGCCAUCGUGGAAGCCACCGUCGCCCGUGACAAUUGGCACUGCAUGCAGGGCGGGCCAAUGAGCGAGUGGGAACGCGUACGCGAACCUUCCAUCUUCGUCCUCGAGGUCAACCCCAGAUUCAAAGAGUUGCUCGAGGAGGGUACCAUUCGUCCGAGGCUCGUCUUGGGGAAACACCCCAUUGCGGACUUUGGUGUCGCCACGGGGAGCUUCAUCGCCCCCUUCGCAGAGCGCAUUAUCUACCACCUCGUCCCAGAAAACAAACAUAUCACGAUUGAAGACCCGGAUGACCAUUGCUGGAUCUACUUCACCGCCGUCAAUGGAAGCACCGCCAUCCUCGACUGCAACGCCUUGCCGUUCAAUGUGGAGUUGCUUGUGGAAUGCGACGACACGGCAUACACGGGACAGGACAUCUCGGCGACAAUCUGGCCGAGCCUGCUUGCUUCGUGGACUUCUCGGACCCUGACGUACCCAACCCUCUCGCCGCUGGCUACAAGGAGCGUGAACGGUUCUCAGCGUUGCGCGAUCCCGCCCUCCAGGCUGCCGCCAUAG